GUACCUACCAUGGAGAUUCCGACCUGCAGCUGGAGCGCAUCAAUGUGUACUUCAACGAGGCGACAGGCGGACGUUACGUUCCUCGUGCGAUCCUGAUGGAUCUUGAGCCAGGAACCAUGGACUCCGUCCGAGCCGGCCCUUUCGGCCAGCUGUUCCGCCCGGACAACUUUGUCUUUGGGCAGACAGGAGCUGGCAACAACUGGGCUAAGGGUCACUACACUGAGGGUGCAGAGCUCAUUGACUCUGUGCUUGACGUCGUGCGCAAGGAGGCCGAAGGCUGCGACUGCCUUCAGGGCUUCCAGCUCUGCCACUCUCUGGGUGGCGGCACUGGCGCCGGCAUGGGAACCCUGCUGAUCUCGAAGGUGCGCGAGGAGUAUCCUGAUCGCAUCAUGGAGACGUUCUCCGUGAUUCCGUCUCCCAAGGUGUCCGACACUGUGGUGGAGCCGUACAACGCUGUCCUCAGCUUCCACCAGCUUGUGGAGAAUUCCGACGAGUCUUUCCUGCUGGAUAAUGAAGCGCUCUACGACAUUUGUUUCCGCACAUUGAAGCUGACGACCCCAACCUACGGCGAUCUAAACCACUUGGUCUCUGCGGCCAUGAGUGGCGUGACCUGCUGCCUCCGUUUCCCGGGACAGUUGAACUGCGAUCUUCGCAAGAUCGCCGUGAACCUGGUGCCUUUCCCGCGCUUGCACUUCUUCAUGACGGGCUUCGCACCACUGACUUCCCGUGGAUCGCAGCAGUACCGCGCCCUGACGGUUCCCGAGCUGACGCAACAAAUGUUCGAUGCCAAGAACAUGAUGUGCGCAGCAGAUCCGCGCCACGGACGCUACCUCACGGCAGCGGCGCUCUUCCGCGGCCGCAUGUCCACCAAGGAGGUGGAUGAGCAGAUGUUGAACGUCCAAAACAAGAACUCCUCUUACUUUGUGGAGUGGAUCCCCAACAACAUCAAGGCCUCUGUGUGCGACAUCCCUCCCAAAGGUCUCAAGAUGGCCGUCGCAUUUGCGGGAAAUUCGACCGCCAUCCAGGAGAUGUUCAAGAGGGUGGCUGAGUACUUCACGGCCAUGUUCCGCCGCAAAGCCUUCCUGCACUGGUACACUGGCGAAGGCAUGGAUGAGAUGGAGUUCACCGAGGCGGAGUCGAACAUGAACGACCUGGUGUCCGAGUACCAGCAGUACCAGGAUGCCACUGCGGAGGAGGAAGGCGAGUUUGACGAGGAGGAGGGCGAGUACGACGGAUGA
Symbiodinium pilosum is the source of this 1238-nucleotide messenger RNA. NCBI's taxonomy places the organism in Eukaryota, Dinophyceae, Suessiales, Symbiodiniaceae. The record is from the annotation of a GenBank genome assembly.